Molecule: messenger RNA, 525 nt
Organism: Rotaria sp. Silwood1
Lineage: Eukaryota; Metazoa; Rotifera; Eurotatoria; Philodinida; Philodinidae
Source: the annotation of a GenBank genome assembly
AUGUCCGCCAAUCAUUCAAAGACCAUUGUUAUCAAAUGUAAAAAAUGUAAUGAAGUGAUAUCACCUGACGAAAAAUAUUUGCAUGAUGGUGAGAACACAGUACAUAUUCAUUGUUAUAAUUGUUCGAGUUGUAAUAAGUCACUUGCUGGCAUGUUUUAUUAUCGUUACAAAGAUCUACGUGACGAUGAAAAGAAAAAUCUUUAUUGUGAUUCAUGUUAUUAUCGUUUAGCACCAGUUUGUUUUCAAUGUUUAAAAAUAAUUGAUGAUAUUUCAUUAACAUAUGGUGAACGUAUUUUUCAUCCAAACUGUUUCUGUUGUGAUCAUUGUCAAAAAGCAUUUAAAGGUGCAUUAGUUUUUCCUUAUGAAAAUCAUAUUUAUUGUUCAAAUUGUUAUAAAAAUGUUCAAAAUGAUUUUCAUCCAGCUUCGUCAAUUGUUUCAACAUUACGGUGUUCUAUAUGUAGAAAACAAUUUCAACCAGGUGAUCUUAUUACUAAACAUCAAGUAUGUAUCUUAUUAUACAUAUAA